This is a messenger RNA of Penicillium griseofulvum, 666 nucleotides long. RefSeq lists its product as uncharacterized. The coding region runs from base 1 to 666 and encodes 221 amino acids. NCBI's taxonomy places the organism in Eukaryota, Fungi, Ascomycota, Eurotiomycetes, Eurotiales, Aspergillaceae. The transcript has a single exon. The record is from RefSeq and is a predicted model, not a curated record.
AUGAAUUACGUCUUUUCCUACAUGGAGAAGGAGCAGACCUCAGAUUCCCAAUCGCCAUUGCAACCUCCUAUCACCAUUUUACGUCAGUGGAAAGCGGCGUUAGACGCCUCAGACUUCCCGACCGAGUCCCCAAUCAUACGAGAAUGCACACGCAAAUUGCUAGAGCUGUACUUCCAUACCUGCUCUAUUAUUGCUGAAACAUAUUACUCGCAAUCUGAGAGUAUUUUCGAUCAUUAUACCGACCAGUUCCGAACCAUUGUCAACCUCGCCGAGGGCGUCACCGAGAUGUGGAAGAGAGAAUCGCAGGCAUUCAGCCUGCUUUUCAGCUUCGAUCUUGGAAUCACACCUCCAAUGUUCCUCGCCGCUUCUCGCUGUCGCCAUCCCUUCAUCCGCAGGAAGGCUGUUUCCUUGAUGCUCCAGUCUCCAUUCUACCAUGGUGCUUGGCAGGACCGAUAUUCGGGACUGUGUGCGCAGCGAAUGAUCGAGAUCGAGGAGCAAAAUGUCGGAAUCAUUGUAGAUCACAUCAACGUACCCGAGGACCAACGGAUACGAAAGGUCUCCGCGGACCUACAAGAGGAAGGAUCUCAAAUUAUGAUGCAAUUCACUCGAUGGCCGUUCGCGCCAGAUUCUCCGGUAUGCACCACUUUUGUGCCGUUGAUAUCCUGA